Molecule: messenger RNA, 4272 nt
Organism: Drosophila santomea
Lineage: Eukaryota; Metazoa; Arthropoda; Insecta; Diptera; Drosophilidae
Gene: shi
Product: dynamin
Exons: 17
Coding region: 249-2759 (836 amino acids)
Biological process (GO): receptor-mediated endocytosis
Cellular component (GO): synapse; plasma membrane; cytoplasm
Molecular function (GO): GTP binding; microtubule binding; GTPase activity
Source: RefSeq, a predicted model, not a curated record
UUGAUUACUUACUUGCAUCUCUAGUUUUAGUCGAAAAAAUCCAUUGAAACGAUUUGGAAGCGGAGUGUGGUGAUAGUCAGGAGUGUGCAGUGCAGAGAAGCCAGCGAUACAAGGAAACAACAAAAGAAAAACAAGAGGGGGAGCAGGAGAACACGGAAACAAAAUACGAGUUGGGAUCGACGUUCGAUCUGAUUCUGAUCUGAGUAUCUAAUCUUAUCUAAUUGUGUGGGAAAUCCGACCUCGCCGCAAUGGAUAAUUUAAUAACAAUUGUAAACAAGCUGCAAGAUGCGUUCACAUCGCUCGGCGUCCACAUGCAAUUGGAUCUGCCGCAGAUCGCGGUGGUCGGUGGCCAAUCAGCUGGCAAGAGUUCCGUUUUGGAGAACUUCGUGGGCAAAGAUUUCUUGCCGCGUGGCUCUGGUAUCGUGACUCGGAGGCCGCUAAUCUUGCAACUGAUCAAUGGAGUUACCGAAUAUGGAGAGUUCCUUCACAUCAAAGGCAAGAAGUUCUCCAGCUUCGAUGAGAUCAGAAAAGAAAUCGAAGAUGAAACGGAUCGUGUGACCGGUAGUAACAAAGGCAUUUCAAACAUUCCAAUUAAUUUGCGCGUCUACUCGCCGCACGUACUCAAUCUAACCCUGAUCGAUUUGCCCGGUCUGACAAAGGUGGCCAUUGGCGAUCAGCCGGUGGAUAUUGAGCAGCAAAUUAAGCAGAUGAUAUUCCAAUUUAUUCGCAAAGAGACUUGUUUAAUUCUGGCUGUGACCCCGGCCAAUACCGAUCUGGCCAACUCGGAUGCCCUCAAGCUGGCCAAGGAGGUGGAUCCACAGGGUGUGCGGACCAUUGGCGUUAUAACCAAGCUGGAUCUGAUGGACGAGGGCACCGAUGCACGCGACAUUCUGGAGAACAAGCUGCUUCCGCUGCGCCGUGGCUACAUUGGUGUGGUGAAUAGAUCCCAGAAGGAUAUCGAGGGACGCAAGGAUAUCCACCAGGCGUUGGCCGCCGAGCGCAAGUUCUUCUUGAGCCAUCCCUCCUACCGGCACAUGGCCGACCGUCUCGGCACCCCCUACUUGCAGCGCGUCCUCAACCAACAACUAACCAACCACAUCAGGGACACGUUACCUGGCCUGCGGGAUAAGUUGCAGAAACAGAUGCUCACCCUGGAGAAGGAGGUGGAGGAGUUUAAGCACUUUCAGCCAGGCGAUGCCAGCAUCAAAACAAAAGCUAUGCUCCAAAUGAUUCAGCAGCUGCAAUCAGACUUCGAGCGAACUAUUGAGGGCAGCGGCUCAGCUUUGGUGAACACAAAUGAGCUCUCAGGUGGCGCCAAGAUCAAUCGCAUUUUCCACGAACGUCUGCGCUUUGAGAUUGUUAAGAUGGCUUGUGAUGAAAAGGAACUGCGACGAGAGAUCUCAUUUGCAAUUCGAAAUAUCCACGGUAUUCGCGUUGGCCUCUUCACACCCGACAUGGCGUUCGAGGCGAUUGUCAAGCGGCAGAUAGCUCUGCUCAAGGAGCCGGUUAUCAAGUGUGUCGAUCUAGUCGUACAGGAACUUUCUGUGGUUGUGCGCAUGUGCACAGCUAAAAUGAGUCGAUACCCACGUCUGCGUGAGGAGACCGAACGUAUUAUCACAACACAUGUGCGCCAACGCGAGCACAGCUGCAAGGAACAGAUCCUUCUGCUCAUUGACUUUGAGCUGGCCUACAUGAACACCAACCAUGAGGACUUCAUUGGUUUUGCCAACGCUCAAAAUAAAUCAGAGAAUGCCAACAAAACUGGCACUCGUCAGCUGGGCAACCAAGUCAUUCGAAAGGGUCACAUGGUCAUCCAGAAUCUUGGUAUCAUGAAAGGUGGAUCGCGUCCCUAUUGGUUUGUGCUGACAUCCGAGAGCAUCUCCUGGUAUAAGGACGAGGAUGAGAAGGAGAAGAAGUUUAUGCUGCCGUUGGAUGGUUUAAAAUUGCGUGAUAUUGAGCAGGGAUUUAUGUCAAUGUCUAGACGUGUUACAUUUGCUUUAUUUAGUCCCGAUGGACGUAAUGUUUAUAAGGACUACAAACAACUGGAGCUGUCGUGCGAGACCGUGGAGGAUGUGGAGUCCUGGAAAGCUUCCUUCCUGCGAGCUGGUGUUUAUCCCGAAAAGCAGGAGACUCAGGAAAAUGGCGAUGAGGAAGGACAAGAGCAAAAAUCGGCCAGCGAGGAGAGUUCCACCGAUCCACAGCUAGAGCGGCAGGUCGAGACCAUCCGUAAUCUUGUUGACUCCUACAUGAAGAUCGUUACGAAGACCACCCGUGACAUGGUGCCCAAAGCAAUUAUGAUGCUCAUCAUCAACAAUGCCAAGGACUUUAUCAAUGGCGAACUGCUGGCACAUCUCUACGCGUCCGGGGAUCAGUCCCAGAUGAUGGAGGAGUCGGCUGAAUCGGCCACACGGCGAGAGGAGAUGCUGCGCAUGUACCGUGCUUGCAAGGAUGCAUUACAGAUCAUAGGCGACGUAUCAAUGGCCACCGUGUCCUCGCCAUUGCCUCCGCCGGUUAAGAACGAUUGGCUGCCCAGCGGCUUGGACAACCCACGUCUUUCUCCUCCAAGUCCAGGCGGCGUCAGAGGAAAGCCAGGACCUCCCGCACAGAGCUCCUUGGGUGGACGGAACCCACCAUUGCCACCAGCUACAGGUCGCCCAGCGCCAGCGAUUCCGAAUCGCCCAGGAGGUGGGGCACCACCACUACCCGGCGGUCGUCCCGGAGGAGCUCUUCCCCCACCAAUGCUCCCAUCGCGUCGUUAAAUUGUUGUUAGCGUCGAGAGACAAGAGACAUCUAUGUAUCUAGGGGAUGAAUCCGCAAAAAGUAGCUUGCUGACGAUUUAACCAACCACAAACAAUACCCAAACAAAGAAUUCUACUUUCAACAAUUGUAAUUUGAUAUUAUUCCGGCAAAAUCCAGAAAUCAACAACGAUGGGAAAUCGAUACAUUUGAAUCGCUUGCGUAUUAUUGUAGUCAUAUAUAUAUAAUCUGAAGCGUUGAAACUGAUAUAAAUUCGUAAUAUGUGAAAAGCAACUAGUCGAGAUGCACAUGAUUUCUUUAAUUCCAUAAGAUGUUUUUCGUAAUGUCUACUUUCCUGUGUAGAUAUAUACAAUAUAUACAUAUGUGUACAAAUGUAUGUGCAUUUGUUCGUGCAUGUCUAAUUAAUUAUUAUUAUUAUUUGAUUAAUUAAUUAAUUGAUUAAUUGAGUACUCGAUGUUCCCCCCAUUAUCAACGGCAUACGCUCAAAAGUUAUGUAAACUAUUUGUACGGGCAGAUGCUUAGUGACGAUAUUAACCAAUGAUCUUAAUUAUAUAGCUAACUAUUAAUAAAUAGCUUUCGUUAACUGCAUUGUGUUGUUGUUGAUGUUAAAACUAUAAAACCCAAUUAAAUUAGAAAAUGUUAGGUAACGCAGCGUUGAGAACAUUUCAAGUCAGUCACAAAGUAUUUCCUUGAACUUAAAGCAAACUAAACUAAACUAACAAAUUAACAACUAAAAUCGAACUAACUAAAUACUAAAUUACCCCUUCCAUUUAACGGAAAUGCACACUGCAAAUACAUAUUGGGAUUCAGAUUACAUAAUUAAGUAGGACUUGCUUUUGCUUUUCGCUAUAUCGUAAUCAUACUAUAAUUUGUUCGCCAUCAAAUUCGAUUAAUUUCUGUAAGAAAAAUGUUAUAUUCCCCAUCCGGAUUCUCGGAUUUGUGGAAUCAUCAGCUGUCCCGUUUCCAAGAAACGAUUAAGUUACAGGAUUAAGUUAACGCUUAUUUGUAUUGUCCAUUCCUCUUCGUAUUUGUAUGUUGGCUUUUGCCUAAGUUUUGGUCAGAUCAGAAGUCGAGUUACUGAUUUGAAUUCGAUGAAAGCAGUUUUUUUUGAUUGCGAAAUUAGCAGAGAUUUUGUUGAGUGACUUGUAUCGAUUCCCAGGAACAUACAAAAAAAAAAUUAUUUACCACAAUUAUAUGUAUAACCAUAAUUAUAGCCAAUGUCAUAAAAGAUUUUUUUUUUUAAAUUGACACUAAACCGAUUUUUUGUCACGACAACCCCUAAAAAUAUCUAUAUACAUAUAUAUAUAUAUAUAUACAAAAUACGUGUUUCCAAUAUUUUUAUGUACAAUGUAUUAUUUAUAAUGUUGAUUACAAAUAUAUAAGUCAUGAAAAUACUCUUGUGACUUACUCAAAUGGAUUGUGACGAUGGAAAUAUGCAGCAAAUUAAAUUACAUAUGACCAGUUUACGUAUACACAAAUAAAGUGCAUAAAUAAAUACAUAAAUUGUUCGUAUUA